AUGGUUAUGCCAUCAAGCUCAGAUGUUGAAAUUUCCCAUUGUGCUGAUCAUAAGGAAGUUUUUUCAGAGCCCUUGAUUCUUGAGCCUUUGCCCUUAUCAAUGCUUCCACCUGAACCUGAGAUCACUGAUGAAGAAUUUGAAAAAGAAGUGGAUUUGAUGAUGAUGGAUACUGACUCUAUGUAUGCGGAACCUUCGGAUGCUCAUGGUCUAUUUGUGGGUUUUCUUUCUAAGAUGAAGUUCUUGUGUUGGAACAUAAAUGUAUGUUGCUCUGAUAGAAAAUGGUUACAUGUCUUAAACUUAUAUAGGAAAUUUAGAUAUGAUGCUAUCUGUUUGAUUGAAACUAUGGUAGAUGAGGAGACUGUUCGCAAAUAUGUUCAUAAUUUACCCUUUGAUGUUUGGUUUGUUAUUACCUCGGUGGGUAAGUCUGGAGGACUAGAUUUAGGUUACUUUGAAAAAUCCAACAUAGAAAUUAUAAACUCUUCCUUCAACAUGAUUCAUUUGGUGUGUGACAUAACUCCGCGUAUUAAGAAUUGUCUUAUUUCUUUCGUUUAUGGAUCUUUAAACAACUUGGGUUUGAGAACACAAUGGAACCUUCUUAGUAGUAUAAACAAUGAGAUAAACAGAACUUGGUUACUUUUAGGUGAUUUCAACUUUAUCAUGCAUGACUCUGAAAAACUGGGUGGUAAUAUUGAAAAUUCGAUUGUUCCGAACUUUCUGAGAAACAAAAUGAUUGAGUUAAAUCUGAAUGAAGUUUACUCCUUUGGAAAUCCUUAUACCUGGUGCAAUAGACGAUUCAAAGUUCAUGCUGAGCUUAUAUUUGAAAAGUUGGAUAGGGGUUUUAUAAAUGAUAAAUGGAUUUCUUUACUGCCGCAUACUAGGGUCACAAAUCUAGGUCGUGUCUAUUCUGACCACUGCCCUGUCCUUCUCAACUACUUUCAUUUCAAAGACAAACUUUCCAUUCCGUAUAAAUUCUUUAGAUGCUGGCAAAUGAGUCCAGAUUUUAAGAAUGUUCUUAUAAAUUCUUGGUCUAAGUCAGUUAAGGGUUCAUCAAGUUUCAUUGCUGCGAGUAAGCUUAAAAACCUUAAGCAUGAUUUAAGUAAUUGGAAUCGGAAUUCCUUUGGGCAUAUAAAAACUACAAUAGGAAAAUUAAAUGCUGAAAUUGAGAAGCUUCAAUCUUUGCCAUAUAAUCCAACGAUUGGGUCCUUCAUUCUGAAUUACUCGAAGCAACUUGAUUAUUGGUAUGAGGUUGAAAAUUCUUUUUAUAAACAGAAAUCAAGAAUUGAUUACUUCAACUAUUAUGAUAAGAAUACUAACUUCUUUCAUAAUACAGUUAAACUCGGAAAUAUGUAUAUACUAUACACACUUUACGUGACAGUCAUGCCUAAUAAUAGCGUAAUUGAGGAAGUUCUUAAAGACAUUCAGCCUAUUAUAACAAAUGAUGUUAAUACCAGACUAACUGCCAUUCCUACUUCGGGUGAAAUUCUUGAUACUGUUAGAAACAUGGCUCCUUGGAAAUCGCCGGGGCCGGAUGGUUUCCCUGGUGGAUUCUUUAGAGAAAACUGGAAUGAAGUAUCUUUAGAAGUUAUUAAUCAUGUGCAAUCUUUCUUUAGGACCAAAUUUUUUCUUAAACAGCUGAACCAUACCUUCAUUGCGCUGAUUCCUAAAGUUAAUAACCCAACAAGUCCCCAUGAUUUCAGACCUAUUAGUCUUACAAAUACAAUCUAUAAUAUUAUCUCAAAAAUUCUUACGAAUAGACUAAAACCCUUACUUGAUACUAUUAUUUCGCCUUUUCAGUCUGCUUUUAUAGCAAAUAGACAAAUUCAAGACAAUAUUCUAAUAAGCCAUGAAAUUUUACACUCUUUUAAAACUAGGAAAAGGAAUAAUAAUAAGAAUGGGUUUAUGGCUAUUAAGUUAGAUUUAUCAAAAGCUUUUGAUCGCCUUGAGUGUCCUUUUAUUAUUGUUGUGUUUAAAAAAUUGGGUUUCUCUGAAGAUUGGUGUCAUCUUAUUUUUCAAUGUAUUAGUUCGGUGUCGUACUCGGUGCUGGUUAAUGGAUCUCCCAGUGAUAUCUUUUAUCCUUAUAGAGGAAUAAGGCAAGGAGAUUUCCUUUCCCCCUACAUAUUUAUAUUAUGCAUGGAAACUUUGUCUCAACUUCUGCUGAAAGGUGAAAAGGACAAUCUGAUCCAGGGAUUUAAACUCAGGAAUCAUAGUCCUUCAAUUUCCCACUUGUUCUUCGCAGAUAACUGCAUGUUGUUUAUGAAAGCUUCCUUAACUUAUGUUAGAAAUCUUAUGAAGAUUAUUGAUUCUUUUGCGCAAGCUUCAGCUGUUUAUCAUAUUUCUAGUUUCCCUUUCCCUAAAAUGAUUACUGCUAAGAUUGACUCUAUUCAGAGAACAUUUUGGUGGUCGAAGAAAUACCCUAGGAGAGCUGCUUACUAUCGUUCUUGGGGUGAUAUUGGUAAAUCCAAAUUGAAUGGUGGACUAGGAAUUAAAAAUUCUUUUGCUACUAACAGAGUAUUUAUUGCAAAAAUUGGUUGGAGAUUGUAUAAAAAUCCAGAUCAUUUAGUUUCUAAAUUCUUCAAGGAUAAAUACUACCCAAAUCAAAAUAUGCUAGAGAUAGACAAAGCUGUUGAUUCUGCUUCUUGGACUUGGAAGGGUAUUGUAAAAGGUUUGACUUUCAUUAAGGCUAAUAUUGUUUACAAAAUUAAUGAUGAUAAGACUACAAGAAUUUGGACUUCUAAUUGGUUACCUUUUAGUGAUUCUCCUCCGAAUUCGAUGAAUCCUAAUUUCGUAAGUUACAGUUUUGUUAGUGAUCUUAUUGAUGUGCAGAGUAACUCAUGGAAUAUUAGUCUUAUUACCUCGUUGUUUUCUCAUGAUGUAGUCAACAAAAUCCUUGCUCUUCGAAUAAAUACUAGUAAACAAGACACUAUCAUGUGGGCUCACACUAGAAAUGAAAGUUUCACUAUUAAAUCUGCUUUUAAAGUGUACAUGAAUAAAUCUAUAGCUCCUGAAGAUGCUUUUUUUUGGAAGAAAGUUUGGUCUUUAAAUUGUCUCCCUAAAAUUAAGUGUUUUAUGUGGAAAAUUUUUGCUUAUAUGUUGCCUGUUAACUCUCUCCUUGUUCUGUAUAAUCCUGCGGCUGAUGAUUGUUGUUCUCUUUGUAAGAAUGAGUCUGAAACUGUGAUGCAUCUGUUCUUUAAAUGUCCCAUGGUUGUCCAUAUUUGGUUUCCGCUCUCCUUACAACAUAUGGUUGCUGGGAAUUUUGAUUGGGUGGAUGAUACUUUUAUGAAUUGGUUUGAUAAUAAUCUGGGUACCUCUCCCUUUAUUGUUGAUUGGCCUAGCAUUGGUGCUAUAGUAAUGUGGUCUAUAUGGAAAUUUAGAUGUGAUGUGAUAUUUAAAAACUCUACUAUCAGUUUGGACAAGGUUAUUUUGGAUACUAGAAGGAUGAUCAACACCUUUAUUGCUCCUCCCUCGCCCUCUGUUAAUUAUUUGAGUGAAGAGAUAGUUAAAACUCCUCUGCAGAAUGUUGAUUAUGUUAUCUUUCUGGAUGGCUCUUAUAAAGAUCUUAAUAUGGAUAUUGGAAUUGUUCUUUGUGAUAAUGCAGGAAGAGUAAUCCAGGCAAGAGCAGACUUUGGACUAAUUACAGGUGAUGUUGGUGCUGAGGCAACAUCCCUAUUUUUGUCUAUCUCUUGGGCAGAAGAGAUGAAUUUGUCCAAAGUCCUAUUUGUCAGUGACUGCCUUCAGCUGGUGAAGUUCAUUCAAGAUGGCAAGGAUGUUGUUGACUGGCUUUGUAGUGAUCUUUUAGAAGAUUGUCGGAUUUCUAUUUCAAAUAUUACUAGCUUUAGGGUUGUUCAUAUUAAGAGACUCAAAAAUAAGGCGGUAUUGAAUAGACCUCCUACUCUGGUGAACGAAGAUGCUUAUAUGGUUUGGGUUGAGGAGGAGAGUAUGUUGACCAGUCAAAAUCUCGUGAGACAAUAUAUCUCCGCUUUUCUAAAUUACAACAAGGUUAUCAGUCUAAGGCGAGAUCCACAUGCGCUCUAUUUACUUUCCUUCUCAUCGAGAAGAGCUGAAGGAACAGAGAGAAGCCCGAAACAAGUAGAGAGAAAGGAGAUAAGAAAAAUCGACAGUAAGGCAGCAAAAUCGAGUGAAAAUAUUGUGUCUGUUGAUUUGAAGAUGAUCUGGUAUAAUUGA
Papaver somniferum (opium poppy) is the source of this 4182-nucleotide messenger RNA. RefSeq lists its product as uncharacterized. The coding region runs from base 1 to 4182 and encodes 1393 amino acids. The transcript has 6 exons. The record is from RefSeq and is a predicted model, not a curated record. Lineage: Eukaryota; Viridiplantae; Streptophyta; Magnoliopsida; Ranunculales; Papaveraceae. Gene Ontology annotation, molecular function: RNA-DNA hybrid ribonuclease activity; nucleic acid binding.